AGUGCUGCUGCUAGCAGAGUAGUUCGCGCUAAUUAACGGUUGUCUGGGUCCAUUAAACUUUUGUUUCUUAUCACUUUAUUUCCCACAGAUGCAAUAUUUCUUGUUUAUACUGUAGUCAUAUUUUGUUGGUUUAUUGCUCUCUAAUGUUAGUUGGCUGACUGGCUUCGUUCUGAUCCAGGCGAAGAUGAGGCGCUGCGAUGCCCUCUGAUUUUAUAUCCCUCCUCAGCUCAGAUCUCGACCUUAAUUCCCCCAAAUCCCUUUACUCUAAAGAGUCUGUGUAUGACCUCCUCCCUAAGGAGCUCCAGCUGCAGCCGUCCUCCUCCUCCAAGACAGACACACCCACCAUGAGCCAGAAGAGUGGGGGAGAGGCCAGACCACCCCCUUCUGCAUCCCUGGCCUCAGAUGCCACCUCCUCCACCUCCAGCCCUUCUCCAUCCUCCUCUCAAGACAUGGGAGACCCCUGCACCACCAGCCCCAGACCCAGCACAGCCCCCUCUACCUCAUCUAUGAAACAGCCCCAGUCCCCCCUCCUCCUCCACCAUCCCAGCAGUUCCUCCGGAGAGGGUUCAGGAGCCCCAGGGGGAUCACAGAUGCAGGGUGUGGAGGGAGCUCUGUCUGCCCUUGGAGGUGGAAGCUGCAGUGGGACCAGCUCUGGAACAGGAGACCCAGGAGCAGCAGGGGGGGUGGGAGCCCAGCAGCAGCCCCAGAACACCCCCUCUAAGAGGAGGCCAGUGCUGAGCAUCUCCCCCCCUCCGGAGGACCUAUUUGAUGACAGCAAUAUGUCCUGCCAGGAGGAUCCAGCCCCGGCCGGGCCAGCAGGGCCAGACUCAGAAUACAGCAGCAGCAUCUGGGCCGACGACUCAGCCUCCAACUUCAGCCUGCUCAGCUCCAGCUCCUACAAUGACAACACAGAGGUCCCCCGCAAAUCCCGUAAACGCACCCCCCGCCAGCGGCCCGGGCCCAAGCCUUCACCCCCAGAGGACAGCAUGGACAUGUUUGAUGCAGACAGUGCCAAGGCCCCACACUUUGUCCUGUCUCAGCUGGGCCCAGACAAGGCCAGUCCCAAGCCCAAUUCUCUGGAGGCUGGGUGCCUGCUGAAGGGAUGUAUUCUGUCAGGUCAGUACCCCCAGAAGAGUGAGGGCAAGGAGCUGAAGAUCCUGUUGCAGCCAGAGACCCAGCACCGGGCACGCUACCUGACCGAGGGCAGCCGCGGCUCUGUCAAAGACCGCACCCAACAGGGCUUCCCCACGGUCAAGUUGGAGGGUGUCAGUGAGCCGGUGGUGCUGCAGGUGUUUGUGGCCAGUGACACAGGCAGAGUGAAGCCUCAUGGGUUCUACCAGGCCUGCAGGGUGACGGGCCGCAACACCAAAGCCUGCAAGGAAGUGGACAUCGAGGGAACCACUGUCAUAGAGAUCCCUCUGGAGCCCAGCAACGCCAUGUCACUAGCGGUUGACUGUGUGGGGAUCCUGAAGCUGCGUAACGCGGACGUGGAGGCUCGUAUUGGGGUUGCCGGGUCCAAGAAGAAGAGCACCCGGGCCAGGCUGGCCUUUAGGGUCAACAUCCCCCAGCCUGAUGGGUCUGUCCUCACCCUGCAGACCACCUCCUCACCCAUCCUCUGCACCCAGCCAGCGGGGGUGCCAGAGAUCCUGAAGAAGAGUCUCCACAGCUGUUCAGUGAGAGGAGGAGAGGAGCUCUUCAUCAUAGGGAAGAACUUUCUCAAAGGAACCAAGGUCAUCUUCCAGGAGAACACAGCAGAUGAUAACUCGUGGCAGGCCGAGGCAGAGAUUGACAUGGAGCUGUUCCAUCAGAACCAUGUGAUAGUGAAGGUUCCUCCCUACCACAACCUGUCUGUCUCCUCUCCUGUCUCUGUGGGCGUCUACAUCAUGACCAACGCCGGGAGGUCACAUGACGUACAGCCCUUCACAUAUACCCCAGACUCAGAGCACUCCCUGGACAUGUCUGUGAAGACAGAGGGGUCUUCUCUGGCUAAGGCCUGCACCUUCCAGGACCAGAUCAAGUCUCUGGCCUCUGACCCUGCCCAGUCUGCUGGUGAACUGGUCAAACGACAGGAGGUCACCCCUAUGGAGGUCUCCAGUAAUACCCCAUCCACAGCACUCUUCAAGCCGUCGUCUGACGCCCUCGUCUCGGUCCAGCAAACCCUGGCGCUGAGCUCCAGCACCCCGCCUAGUGCUGAGUCCUUCCCCAGCCCCAUGCCUCUCCAGCAUGGGGACGUGGACUUCCCCCAGUCCCCGGUCUUCCCCUCCCUGGAGCCCCUCUGCACCAUCCAGAAGCAGGACAUCGCCCCCACCACCUCCUUCCCUGUCUCCAGCGACAACACCACCCUCCCCCCCGUCCCCCCAGAGUUACCCCAGCAGUUCCUCCGGGACCCCCAGGAGAGCCUGCCUCAAGAUGCCUCCAACCCCAGCAGCGAGGUGGUGUUAGUGGGCAUGUCCCAGAUGGCGCCCCACUCCCAGCCUCAGCUCCCCCUGUUCCCCCAGGACGGGGUGGCCCAGCUGGAGAGGGCAGUAAGGGAGCUCCAGGCGGGGGGCAGCGACCUGGUACAACAGGUCAUGGAGGCAGCAGUGGCUCAGCAGCAGCUCAACUCAGUGUUGUACAGCCCCACGGCCUCCACUGACUCACUGCAGCAACACGUACAGGACACCAUGAACAGCCUGAGACUGGGGGGAGCUGAGGGCUCUCUGGCCACACAACAACACAUACAGAUACAACAACAGCAGCAGCAGAUACAACAGCAGUUGCAACAACAGCAGAUCCUUGGCAACAUGCAGCAACAGCAGUUACAGCAACAGCAAGUCCUUGGCAACAUACAGCUACAACAAGAAUUAUUACUACAGCCACAGGAUCAACAACAACUGCAGCAACAGCAGCAACAGAUACUGGGUAACCUACAACAUCAACAGUUUCAACAGCAGCAGCAGGUACUUGGCAACAUACAGCUACAGGAUCAUCAACAACUUCAGCAGCAACAACAACAAAACCAAGCACUAGGCAACCUACAACAGCACCAGCUACAGCAACAUCAACAACAGUUACAACAGCAGCUCCAGGCUGAGUUCCUCCAGCCCCAGAUCCACUCUUCAUCUCAGCCCCAGCAGCAGCCUGUGUCUCUCCUCCAGCAGGCUGGGGAGCUGCUCACCAUCCAGACCUCCAGCUUCCCCCAGCAGCCCCCCUCCCACUCCUCUCCCCCCCAGCAGCUCUUCCAGUCCCCAAGGCCUCUGUCGGAGACCCCCAGCCCCCAGCACCAGGUCCAAGCCGCCCUGCUGCAGAACACUCUGACUGUGCUGACCAGUGGUAGCCUUAGUCAGGAGCAGCAGGCCACAGGGUCCACACUGUUCCUUUCUCCCAACACUCUCUCUAACCAGGGUAGUCAACAGCAGCUAGCAUUCCUUUCCUCCAUGGAGACUUCUGCCUGUGAGCCCCAGACUGUGUCAGUGUUCCAGCCUCAGACCCAGCAGCAGCAGCAGAGCACCCCCAUGGACCAGCAGCAGUCCCCCCAGCAGACACAACUACAGCAAACCCAGCAGCUUCCCAUGGCUCAGCAGAGCUCCUUGUUCCAGACUAGCACUCUGCCCCCCAGCCAGCACCCUCAGCCCCAGCCCACCGGCCUCCUUCUCUGCACCGCCUCCCUCAAACCCCAGGCUCUGCCCCCAGCCCUCCUCUUUAGUACCCAGGCCCAGGGCCCCUCCAUGGGCAGCAACAGCACCCCUCGCCCCCAGGACGCCACUACGUCCCUCUUGUUCUCUCAGCCCACCAUGGUGGGGGUCAGGGUAGGUGUGGCCCAGACGGACCCAGCGGAGCCCAUGUUCUUCCAGGACCAGAGCUCCUCUGUAGGGGGGACCCCUGCCUCCAGCAAUCCCCCUCCGCAGGGUCUGUUCCAGGGGCAGCAGCCCAUGCAGGUGGGCUCCAGCUCAGUCAGUGGCCCUCCCAGCCAGCAGGUGGAGCUGUUCCUGCCACAGGGUUCUCUGUCUGGUCUGCAGGGUAGCAUGGCCACACAGGAACUAGGAAACCAGGCUGCAGCAGGGGCAACUAUCUUUGUAAUGCAGAGUGGGCUGGGGGUGGUGGGGCUGCAGAGUACCACAUCCUCCCCUGGUAAGAGACCCCCAGAGCAGCUGUUCCAGACGGGAGUGAGCGGGAACGUUGGCCAGCCAGGAGGACAACCCAACCUGUUUGUGUUCGGCCUCCAGAACGAUUCCUCCCAGCUGAUGACGUCCUCUGGUCCUACAAUGUCUGCCCAGAGCCAGUCCCAGAACCCCAACCCUUUGCAGGCCAGCCACAUCCAGCCUCUUCUGGACCCAAACAUGGCCCAGACCGCCACACCCAUGCAUACUAAUCUUCAGACACCCAUGCAAACUGGUUUACAAAACGCCAUGAGUAGCUUAGAAAAUGCCUUGCAGGCCAACCUACAGACCCCAAUGCAGACGAACAUACAGACUGCAAUGCAGACCAAUAUACAGACUGCCAUAGAAACAACCCCUAUGCAGACCAACCUCCAGACCCCCAUGCAAACCAACCUCCAGACCCCCAUGCAGACCAACUUCCAGACCCCCAUGCAGACCAGUUUACAGACCCCCAUGCAGUCCAACAUGCAGACGUCCAUGAGCACCUCCCAGAACAUGGAGAAGAUAGAGGACCUGCUGGAGAGCCUACAGGAGCAGUGAUCUUUCCUGGGACCACAGAUACACUGAUGGAGGUUCUAGUGACUUUUGCCCACUCUGGGGCAGGCUGUGUGUUCUGCUUACAAUACAACCCCUCUAAGCAACACCAAUAUGGAGAAAGGGGGUAGAGUGGUGUCUGAGCAUGCUAUGAACACCCUAAGAACAUGAAGACGUUUUAAAGAUGUUAUCAGAUGUACUCGUGUACCCCAGCUCAUAUUUUUGAUGAAUGUCAGUACAUGCAUUCAUAGACAGACGGACGGCUGGACAGACGCCGUUAUGAUGAAUUGGUUGAGUGAGUACUCCUCUUGCUGGGUCAGUGGAGAGUAACUCAUGUAUCCAUCAGUCUCACAUAUGCAGUGGUUAUUCUAUUUCAUACUGUGCUGUGUUAUUAAUGGCCUAACAGGGGUGGGAGGAAGGAGAAAGUGCAGGAGAGGGAUACAGAAAGUUAAAGCAAGAGAGAAAGACGGAUGGCGGAUAGAUUGGGAUUUAAACGCGAGCGUGAAAGAGAAGGGCAGCCAGAUGAAGGCAUCUUAACGUGUUCUUGUUUGUGAGUGCACAACUUCAGUCAGAUCAUACAGCAGUCGGUGUAUCUGUCCAACAUAUCUCAUCAUAUCUCUUCCUUUGGCACUUCCCAUUGUCUGCAUUUAGUUGCGUAUUAUUACACAAUAGUACACACCGGCUUUCUCCAUUGUAAUGCUUAUAAAGAAUUUGCGUAUGUUCAACUUGUGUUUGGUGGGGGAUUUUAGAAUUGGAUUUGGAAGCAUUUCCAGUAUAUUGUGAAUAGAAGGAUGCUUUCUACUGGGGAAAGUGAAGCGUUGUGUGGUUUUAUAAACAUUAAGCACUUUAAACUGUCUUGUGUGACCAGCCAAUCCUUAUAUCCAUCCAGAGGCUCUGGGGUUAGAGCAAACGUGUACUUGUUGACUUACAUUUAAAAAAUAAUUUGUAAUGUUUUUUUGGCAAGGUAUAUACAUUAACACAUUGUCCAUGCAUUUAUACAUUUUCACUAUAUUUUUGGAGUAAUAAUUGAGAUUUUUCUAAAGAUGUUGUGUCUGUUAAGUGUUGAAUUCAUCGGAUGCCUAUUUAUACUGAGUGAACCAGUCAGUCAAUUCAGUCGGAUUUCCCAUAGUGAGUAUACAGUCUUCGUUUUGAUGUCUCUUGAGUGUAACUAGCUCCUGUUCGUAGGCUUGUAUAUCUCUGCCUACACCCCACAAAACAUUUGUAUUUUAAGUCGAUACAUUGUGUGUACACAUACAUGAGUGGUGUGUGUCAUUUUUAUGAAGGAUUUACAGCAUAUUGCUAUCUGUAGCCUACGAUUCUGUGUACUGUAACAAUCUGCGUAAGUUAACAGACUGUGUUUUACCUUGUGUGGUGUGGUUGUAGUUUUUGGUUGGUGUCUGGUUCAUGUACUGACAGAUGUUGAACUACUACUGUCAGUGUUCAGGGCAGAGCUGUGUGAAAUAGACACGCAGUACCUCUCCCAUGCAACAUCACUAAGGACUCACUGCAACACAAAGGCUCUGUUCCAAUAGCCGCACUAGCAUACCACUUCCUAUGAACCAAUGUAUUGGGCAUGUACGAUAGUCUAUUGGUAUGCUAUGCUAGUAUGGGCAUUGGAACGUGCUUAAAAUCUCUUCCUUUGGUUGUGUUUAGACAGGCAGUUCAAAUCUGAUAUUUUUUCCACUAAUUGGUCUUUUGACAUCAGAUAUUUUUCAGAGCUGAUCUGAUUGGUCAAAAGACCAAUUAGUGAAAAAUCUAAAUUGGGCUGCCUGUAAACACAGCCAUAGAGCGAGCCAUUCUCAUGUUAUCUAUGGUGCUAUGUGCAGAUGUGAUGGACACUUCUAAUGCGAUGUUUAUACUCAUAUUAACCUUGUGGUUCAGUCUUAAUUGUGUUUCUAUAGUGUGAUGGCUGUGAGCAGGCAGCGUGAGGAGUAUCUCUUGUCAUAUGUUCCGUUCAAAACAUCCUAAAUGUUUUACUCAUUUGUACAUUUUUUACUCAUUUUAAAUCAUGCAGCUUUCAUGGAUAUUAACAUUGUUUUUGUACAAAUAUUUUGUAAAUUACAUUAAGGUACUCUCCCAACAGUUUUCCUCUUCUGUCAUUUCCAUCCAAAUGAAUAUGCAUUUUAAACCAUGUUGCUCUACUCUGCUUUAGAUGAAAGGUGAUACUACUGUUAUUCCAUAUCUAAUAAACAGUAGUCUGUUUGACAUAUUGACAUAAACAGAUGGAAUGAGAACUUUUCAGUUGUUGCACAGAUCCCUAUAUGCUCAUGUAAGCAUUUUUCAUAUUUUAUCAUUCUGUCUUGAGAAAGUAGGACUACUCCAUUUUAAAAUGUCAUUUAGAAAGUUUAUUACCCAUGAGUCAGAUUACAUGUUUUUUUUAAUAACGAAUGUUUGGUUUACAUGUAUGCAGUACAGUAUAUAAUUGUUAAAACAUUGGACGGAACUCCAGUGUACAGUUAGGUGUGUGUGUGUGUGUGUAUACUACCAGAUCUCUUUAUGUAGAACACGGGCCAACAGUCUACUAGACUCAUUCUAGGCUAACCAUAAAUGGAAUACAUGAAAUGGACACCGUUCCAGCAUAGAAUUAGUUAUAUUUAUUCCCACAGAAAAUGGAUACUAUUUUGAAAACCACAUUUGGUUUCACCUAUCCAAAAUGUCAGUUUGGCCUAAACACAAUAGAUGAUCACAUCUCUGAAUACUGAUGUCCAAGCCUCUUCUAUUUCUAUGGGGGACUUUCAAGAGCACAUGAUAUUGUGGAAUAGUAAUGCCAUACAAAUAGAGAAAGCCAACCUCCAAGUUUCUCCUCUCUGUGUGAUGAAGUAGCUUGACCUCAGAGUGGAGAAUAUCUGUUGGUACCUUAUCUGCCACUGGACCAAUUAUACUGUUUUUAGAGAAAAUAUUUGAGGCAUAUUGACCCUUUAGUACAUUGGACUUGUGGAAAUACAUUAUUUUGUGGUUCUAAUGUCUGGUUAUGUUCCAAGCACUCAUUUCGAUGUAUCUAUUGCUUAACUGUUUGAAUUCAUCACAUUCAUCUGAAAAUACUAGCUGAAAUGUUUCACUUUGAGUUGGAAAAAUAGCACACACAUGGUCUCCAUCCACAAAUCAGUUGUCAUUAUCUCAUGUGAAUAUGAAUAUCCAUGUUGUAAUGUGAGACAGGGGUUAUCAGUUGUGAAGUUCAGUGUGCCUUGACAAACCAUCAGUGUAGUACGUUUACCAGAUUCCCUUUGUGUCAUGAGUCAAGACUGUACAUCUCCCUUGUCUAAUGUUCUGUCUCUAGAUGAACUCUUGACUAAUCAUUCUUCAGUCUAGACAGUGUCAGUGAUCUGCUUUUAGUUCCAUGACCACCUAAACCAAUGCAGUGUGAUUUAAUGUUUUAAUGUCAUCCACCCCUGGUUGCAGUUAUGUUGCAAUACAAAAAAUGUGAUCACUUUCACUGUUGAACUGCUGUGCAGCUUAACCCCUAAACUGUAUACAUGUUUAUGUUUGUCCUUAUUUCAGGCCUGUUGAGAUUCAUCGUUUUGAGGUAAAAAAGGGAAACUGUAGGUGGAGAUUGUUUUGAUCAGAUGUUGCAGAAAGCUCUUGUUGGUGUGUGCUUGUCAACAUUACUGUUGCUGUGAAGAGCUUGACAUGAGAUCAAAAGGAGAAGUGAUAAGAGACUUCUAUUGCCAACAGAGUGAGCUGUGUUUUGGGUUGUCAGUCAGUUUGCUGACGAGUUUCACCUCUGUUUUUCACCUAUCAACUGUUCUUUGUUGAGCUUUCGUAUCUAAGGCACUGCGUCAGAGAAGUCACCCUCCUUGUUUUGUCAUACAUAUGAAAUAAUGUAUUUUUGUUUCUGGACAUUUGUUUAUUCUUGUGAUUAUAUUUCUGUAAUUCUGCUGCUACAUAAUGAGUAAAUAAAGAUUAAGGUCUUUGCUUCAA
This is a messenger RNA of Coregonus clupeaformis (lake whitefish), 8591 nucleotides long. RefSeq names its product nuclear factor of activated T-cells 5-like. Gene Ontology annotation, molecular function: DNA-binding transcription factor activity, RNA polymerase II-specific; RNA polymerase II cis-regulatory region sequence-specific DNA binding; transcription factor binding. The transcript has 12 exons. The record is from RefSeq and is a predicted model, not a curated record. The coding region runs from base 198 to 4679 and encodes 1493 amino acids. Gene Ontology annotation, biological process: calcineurin-NFAT signaling cascade; regulation of transcription by RNA polymerase II; cytokine production. Gene Ontology annotation, cellular component: transcription regulator complex. Lineage: Eukaryota; Metazoa; Chordata; Actinopteri; Salmoniformes; Salmonidae.